GUAAUCAACUGACCCACCUGCAAACUUGUAAUUACUGACUCCCUCAAAACUUCAGUCCCAUAUAUUCUCUUUCACCACCACCAUUCCGCUAUACAUAGCUGCAAUGACAGACAACAAAACUGUCCCUUACCAGAAGAGCUUCCCCCAGCCUUACUCUAGCCUCACCGGAUCCUGCUCUGGUGAACUGAGCAGAACACACAAAUGCAGCCACCCACCUCUAGGAGGAAAGCUGAGCUGCAGCCCUGGUGAAACAUAAAGUUUAUUCGACUAAAGUGACGCAAAAAUUCUUAAAGAGCUCUUUGGCAGCAGAUUAUCUGAAAUCAGACCAUGUGAGAGGGACUGGUGUACAAAAACCUCACCAAGAUGCUGAGUUGCCCACAGGCUGCGUUGCUGAGACUCUGAAGGGAACGUGGGGUUGGGGUUACUCGAGCUCGGAUAACUCCUGGGAAAGCGCUUCACACCCAUCCGAAGGACAGACUGAAACAUGGACAAGAUUAUGCCAUAAAAUUCACAGUACAAGUUGAUGUUUCCCCAGUAAUAUUGUUUUUAGAAGCACUGCUUUUACAUCUUACCUAUAUUUAACCUUAUCUGGGAACAAACGGGUUAACUGAAGAAAGCUUACUACUUAUGCCAUCCUUUCUUUGAUGGUGUUUGUGCCUACAAUCCAGUGGAUUUAAAAAUGGAAGGGAAAAUCUAAGAGCAUUGGGAAUAAAAGAGUGGGGAAACAAGCCACGAGGGGACUCUAUGCUGCUCUCUGUCUGCAAGUGAGCAGAACAAAUCUCUUGGAAAAAUGGAAAAAAAGGCACCAAGCAAUGAGACCCAGCCCCUGACUUCCAAGAAAGAUGUCUCAGACUGUAAUGAAGGAGAAGACUGUAAAGAGAACGGAUUUCUGGUCAGAAACCCUAAAUCUGCCCUGCGACUAAUGGAGGAUGGCAAUAAAGUCCACCCCAGCCAGGGAGAUAAAGGGGAGGCAGCUCAGAUCUCAAAUGGUUAUUCAGGGGUUCAGAGCUCUGUUCCUUCCAAUGGAAUGGGAGAGGUAGAAGACGCCCAGUGCACUGCCCCAGCAGCCACAACCACCACUACAACCACCACGUCUACCACCUGUGGAGCAGAAGGCCAGCAGCAGCUGAUGGAGCUAGACGACAGAGAGACCUGGAGUAAAAAAAUCGACUUUCUGCUCUCUGUCAUCGGGUAUGCAGUGGAUCUGGGAAAUGUGUGGAGAUUUCCUUAUAUAUGCUAUCAAAACGGAGGAGGAGCAUUCCUCAUCCCUUACACAAUCAUGGCCAUCUUUGGAGGUAUUCCUCUUUUCUACAUGGAGCUAGCACUAGGACAGUACCACAGGAAUGGGUGCAUUUCAAUUUGGAGAAAAAUUUGUCCUAUAUUCAAAGGAAUUGGCUUUGCCAUCUGUAUAAUAGAUCUUUAUGUAGCCUCCUACUACAAUACCAUUAUGGCUUGGGCCUUUUACUACCUCAUAUCCUCCUUCACAACGGAGCUGCCCUGGACUAGCUGCACAAAUGCUUGGAAUACAGGCAACUGCACUAACUACUUCAGCAAGGACAAUGUCAGCUGGGCCCUGCACUCCAUCUCUCCCGCAGAAGAAUUUUAUACCCGCCAAGUUCUACAGGUGCAUAGGUCCAAUGGGCUGGAUGACCUGGGGGGCAUUAGCUGGCAAUUGACCCUCUGUUUAUUGUUAAUCUUCACCAUUGUAUACUUCAGCAUCUGGAAAGGGGUCAAAACAUCUGGCAAGGUGGUAUGGGUGACUGCCACAUUCCCUUAUGUCAUACUCUUCAUCCUGCUAGUGAGAGGUGCAACUUUGCCUGGUGCCUGGAGAGGUGUCCUCUACUACUUGAAACCUGACUGGCAGAAGCUCCUGGCCACUGAGGUUUGGGUGGAUGCAGCAGCUCAGAUUUUUUUCUCCCUUGGUCCAGGUUUUGGGGUCCUACUGGCUUAUGCCAGCUACAACAAAUUUCAUAACAACUGCUACCAAGAUGCUCUGGUUACCAGUACCGUGAACUGUGUGACCAGUUUUGUGUCCGGAUUUGUCAUUUUCACUGUGCUUGGAUACAUGGCUGAGAUGAGGAACGAAGAUGUAUCAGAGGUUGCCAAAGAUACUGGACCCAGCCUUCUCUUCAUUACUUAUGCUGAGGCCAUUGCAAACAUGCCUGCUUCAACUUUCUUUGCCAUCAUAUUUUUCCUGAUGUUACUCACUCUGGGAUUAGACAGCACGUUUGCAGGACUAGAAGGAGUGAUUACUGGAGUACUUGAUGAAUUCCCACAUGUCUGGAGCAAACGCAGGGAAUUGUUUGUCCUUGGACUGACCAUCAUUUGCUUUUUGGGGUCAUUAGCAACCCUGACAUUUGGAGGCGCAUACGUGGUAAAGCUGUUCGAAGAAUAUGCCACUGGCCCAGCUGUCCUAACAGUGGUGUUUCUGGAAUCAAUCGCUGUGGCCUGGUUCUAUGGCAUCACCCAGUUCUGCAGUGAUGUGAAAGAAAUGCUGGGCUUUACCCCAGGCUGGUACUGGCGAGUGUGCUGGGCAGCGAUUAGCCCCAUCUUCCUUUUGUUUGUCACUUGCAGCUUUCUGUCCAAUCCUCCUGAGCUACGGCUUUUUGAUUAUAAUUAUCCCUAUUGGACCACAGUAGUGGGUUAUUGCAUAGGAACCUCUUCUGUCAUCUGCAUUCCAAUCUACAUGGUUUAUCGGUUGAUCAUCACUCCAGGAACACUUAAAGAGCGCAUUCUGAAAAGCAUUACUCCAGAAACAGCCACAGAAAUUCCAUUUGGAGACAUCCGCAUGAAUGCAGUUUAAGCUAACCUACUUUCUGUGGGAGAGAGGGAGAGCAUAAAAUUUAACUUUCCCCUACUCUCCCCUCCAAAGAUUUAUGUUUCCAGCUGAGACAACAACUGGAGGAGUUUUCCAUGGAGGCUGCCCCUGACAACAGGCGGUUGGAAACAUGAUGCCUCCAGCACAUACAUCCAAGCAAUUCAAUGAAAUCUGCUGUGCACUUCUAAAAAGACUAUUCACUGAAGAACUUACUUAUUCUGGAAACACAAGGAUGUCUGUAUGCAUGAGAACACCGUUAUUCCAUGCAUGGACACCAGAGCUGUUUGCAAGUAUGCGUGAUUGCAUAAGACGCUAUAGGAUGAGUAUCAGCAGGUAGGAUUAGAUUUAGAAUUGCAAGUCUGUGGCAGUACUCCUGUAUCUUCCUCAAUGUGAUCGUCUGUACUGGGCCAUGUUGUAUUUGCUUCUAAUUGCUUAAACUACACUAAAAAUACAAGAAUAUUUCUGAUAGCCGUACAUUAUCCAAGUAACAGGAUUUUAUAAACUAAAAAAAAACCCCAAAAACAAAAAACCAAAACCCUUCGAUCCCUAGGCUUGUUGUGGAGUAGAGACAGGAAGAUGUCUUGUAAGAAACAAUCCAACAGCACUAUAUACAUCUCUGUGUACAGCAGCAAAUACGUUUGGUAGCAUUAUCCUCCUUUUCAUUUCCUGCACUUUGUAGAUGAUAACAGUUUCUGCUAGUUGUUUUUUGCAUACCACAUAUUACAAAAAAACAUGAUUUUUUGUAAUGUAGGCUUUGAAACUUUAAAUCCUUUUCAUUUUCCUUUAGACCCCAUUAAGGAAAAGCUUAACAGGGGGAACUUGACAAGCAUUUAAGUUGUUAGCAAUUACUAUACUGUUUUUAUAACUAAGCUAGAUAUUCACAAUGUCAUUGUACUGACAGACUUCAUUGUUUCUUUGGGAAUAAAUAUUGAGUUCAGAUGCCCAAAAGUGGACCCUUAAAGCUCUGCUUUGUUUGUUGUUGUUUUUAAAUUAAAUUUCACAGCUAAAAUUUGCUAGAGCCUGUGACUUUUUCUGUUGUUUCCUUGUGCAGAACUAAAGCUUAGAGUAAUCUUUUUGGCUGGCUGACAAAACUACUCUUAACAAACUAUACAAACCUGCUUUGAAGAUUUACUAGCUCAUAUUCUAAUGUGAAUACAUUUGGUUUUCACCCUGAAGAAGAAUAGGAUUUCUUUUUUUAAGUAAGAAAUUGAGUUCAACAGGACUGAUUCUGAUCAGAACUGUUUAUGUAUAUUAAAUUUUGAGGCAGCGAUAUACAAAUUAAAUUCCACGCACAUACUAAUCUCUUUAUACUUUAUAUGUAUGCCUUCCAAAGGUAACUGCCCUUUAGCCUGACUGCAAUUGCCAAGUCAGUUGGAGGACCAUACUUUUGCUGCAGUCACACAGAAGUUUAGAUAAACCUAAGUAGUCAUCAUUUAUACACACACGUGCAUUGUAUUUUUACUCUACCACAUAUUAUAAUAGUCUAUGAAAAGUAAAAUAGAGCAUAAACGUCUCUUUUGUAUUUCAUGGUCUACUGAGGUGAUAUACUGCUAAAAAUAACAAGGUUAUAUAUGCAUUCAUAUCAGCUGGCAUUAAGAAGCCUAUUGAAAAGUUUACAUUGGUGCAAAGAACUUACCACACCAGAGGAACGCAUUUAUGGUGUGUCUGCCUUCCGAAAACAUUUUCACCACUUCCGACAAGGCUCUUCUGCUUAGGUGGGCAGACAGAUACCUCCUAUGAGGUAUGCCUCUCACUUCAGCUGUUGACCUGAGUUCACUAUCUUUAGGUCUCAAGCCCAACUUCCAAUAAGGAAAAAACUUAAAGUGACAAUGAUUUGUUCUAAGUUACUAACGAAAGAUUCCUAAACCAAAUUAUUUUUAAAAAGGGAAUAUGUUCUUACAUUGCCACCAGAAAAAUAUAAUAAAUCUGUCUUACUGGACAGUUACUCAUAAGAAAUAGCGUCACAGCUUAUAACUCAAGUAUUUCAGAAAACUACUUUCAAAACCGGCUUCAUUGCAAGGGAGAAACAGUUUGGGAAUUUUUUUAAAAUUCAGAACACCAUUAAAAUUUUAAGUUACCAAACAGAAAAUUACUGAAUUUUUAAUUAGACUUUUUAGUUAGGAGUUUAUUAAUUGAGAAAUACAUAUGAAAUGACAAUGUAAGAUGAAUAAAGUAUUUGUAUGUACCCAGUAUCAAUUGUGGGAAAUGAAGGAGGAAAAAAACCCCCCACCUUCUCCAUUCUCCAGACUGGUGUUCAAGUAAUGCUAGAUUUUUUUUCCCCCCGAAUAGAUAAAUAUCUUAAAUAGACCUAUAUUACAAGUGGAAUUUCUGGCUAGAGUUGAUACUGUUUCCUGCUAGGUUCGUCAAAAAUAAUUGUUUUUUAAAGUUCUGGUUGUCAGUCACUAAUGUAUAUCCACUUGCAAAAGUCUCUUUAAACAGACAUUCUGCUUGCUACCUUUUAUUAGGAAGGGAGAAGGUGGGGACAAAGACGAUUAGGUUAAAUAAGAGCAUCAUGUGCAUCAAAGACAAAGGUUUCUCUUCUAGCCCUUGCAAACAAACUGAAACCAGGAACAUUACUUCUCAUGGAAUAAUCUGCAGAGUAAUAAUUGCAGAAAUCACUGCUAUUUAGCGCUCAAUACUACUGACAUGUUAUGGCUUUACAACAGCAUUUGAAAUGGCAAAAAACAUACCUUUAAUUUGUACUAUUUAGACAGCAAUAUACAACAAACAUUGCCUUUCUGGGUGGUUUUAACACAGAAUGCUGAGUAACUGCCCAAGAAAUGCUACUGUUUUCUAGUGAAACAGAAGUCAGCCAAGAAGCCUGGAUCGUAAUACAAGCACUGUUAUAGUCACAGUGUAAAAUAAAGCAAGUUUUCUCUGCUUGAAUUUCUCAGUUGAAAAAUGAGAUAAAGGAAUUUUCCUAAAGAUGUACUGAAAGUGGCAGAAGUUUUUAAAAUCCUUUGAAGACGCAAAAAGCAAUGUAGACAUGCAUAGUCACAGAAAAAAAUAUUUUUAGAAAUUUGCAGUUCAGAAGAUCACUAGCAAUGCCACACAUUUACUUUGUUUUCGCCAGAAUAAUCCAGUUUGUGGUCUCUACCGGAACAGAGAGUAAGGAGCCUUCCAGAAGUAGAUUUAAAAGGUCUUUCUUUUGCUAUCUAAUAAGAUAAAAUAGAUCCAUAUUUUCAUUCUACAAAAGCUGAAUAUGCAAGUUACAUUAGUUCCCAUUCAUUUUUUUUAAUGGCAUACUAGUCUGAGGUUUUCUCAAUCUUGUUCUUAUGAUCACUUCAUUUCUUAAAAUGUUUAGCUCAGUUGCUGGAAAACUGGGAAACUGACUUCAUUUAUUUUUAUUGUUGAUUCCUUUUUUCUUCCUUUUAUAUAUCCAUCUGAAAUAAUUUAGAAUUACUAACAGUUAUCAGGUAGCUCAAUAAACUGGCAUAUCGUAAACGUAACGUUUGUCAAAAACCUAGUUUUAUUGAUACCAAGUGGGCUGCACUGCAAUUAAAAGGGUUUGAGGCAAACAAGCUCUUUCAUCUUUCCAACUCACCUUCCACUUACCUACCACACGGGUAAAUCCCACCCUCUAUUCUGCACAGUGAAAAGGGAACUUACAAAACCAGUAAAUUAGGAACAUGUUUGCCUUACAAGCAAAGAAUAAAAGAACUAAACUGGAGUUUAGUUGUACAGAACUAAGUAUUCCCUCCAACUUGUACAUGAUGCACCUGUAUUAAUUUAUGUGGCUGUUUAGUUACAAGUGUUGCAAGCUGACUGUAAGUCAUCAGUAUGUGCCUUGUACUGUAAACUGUUAUUGUAAUAAAUUUAAUAUUCAUAAUCCA
Dromaius novaehollandiae (emu) is the source of this 6651-nucleotide messenger RNA. RefSeq names its product solute carrier family 6 member 4 (gene SLC6A4). The transcript has 15 exons. Lineage: Eukaryota; Metazoa; Chordata; Aves; Casuariiformes; Dromaiidae. Gene Ontology annotation, molecular function: serotonin binding; serotonin:sodium:chloride symporter activity. The coding region runs from base 791 to 2803 and encodes 670 amino acids. Gene Ontology annotation, biological process: serotonin uptake; sodium ion transmembrane transport. Gene Ontology annotation, cellular component: plasma membrane; neuron projection. The record is from RefSeq and is a predicted model, not a curated record.